CUUGCUGCCUCAAUCUCUCUUUCACCCGCCUCGCUGAGAUUGACCAUGACAUUUGAAUCACCGGUGUCACAAUGGAGAGUUCGACCUCCAGCACUGUGCAGUCUCUGAAUGCAUCUGGUUCUUCCAGAGUACACGUCGGCAAUAACUACAGCAUAACGCACCACCAUGGCAGAGGCUCCGAGGACGAUGGGGCGAAGAAAUACCUGGACGCACUGCGCUCGACCGAUCCCCGUGAUGACAAAGCCAGGAUCGAACAGACGAAUGGCGGUUUGUUGAAAGAUUCGUACGUUUGGAUCCUUGACAGCCCCGAGUUCGUUACAUGGCGCGAUGAAAGCAAGGCCGGUCGGCUUUUGUGGAUUAGAGGGGAUCCUGGUAAAGGCAAAACAAUGCUACUGUGCGGUCUCGUCAACGAGCUGCAGCCUUUGACGAGGCUAGACGGCUCGCAAAACAGCAAAACAAUGUCCUAUUUCUUCUGUCAAGCUACAAACUCUGGUCUGAACAACUAUACAGCAAUAUUGAAGGGUCUCAUCUACCUGUUGGUCAUUCAACACCCACCUGCUGUGUCUCAUCUGGAUGACGAGGAAGACAAAGACCACUGGAACUACAAGGUGUCCCUUGAAAGCACUUUCCGCAAAAUAUUGGACGAACCAGGUCUUGGCGAGACAUAUUUGCUUGUAGAUGCCCUGGAUGAGUGUGUCGAAGACCUUCCCCUCCUCUUAGCACUGAUAUCCAGCACAUCCUCACGCGCCAAGUGGAUUGCCACCAGCCGCAACCGCUGCGAGAUUGAAGAGCUUUUUGGAGAGGCAUCAUCAAAACUAGCACUGUCUUUGGAACUCCACGAAGGGUCUGUUUCUAAAGCUGUUGACAGUUACAUCAACUACCGAACUCACCAUUUAGCUAAGAUUAAGAAACUGAAGAAGAGUACACUACAGCAAAUCUACGACCACCUAUCUCAGCACUCACAGGGUACAUUUCUUUGGGUGGCCUUGGUGUGCCAACGACUAGAGAGAUGCCGAGCCUGGGAAAUUCUGAGCCAAUUAUUACAGAUUCCCCAGGGCCUGAACCAGUUCUAUGCGAAGAUGAUGGACCAAAUCCACAAGUCUGCCAGUCGCGACCUCUACAUUAGAAUCCUUGCUGUCGCAUCAACGGUCUUCCGUCCUCUUACCUUUGCAGAACUAAUAGCUAUGGAGAGCCUGGAAAUUGAUCAAGAAACCCUUCCUGAUCUUAUAGCAGAAUGUGGUUCAUUUCUGACGACAAAGGAGAGCUCUGUCUUGUUCAUCCACCAGUCUGCCAAAGACUUUCUGCUUAAGGAGUCAAGCAAAUCACUCUUUCAAUCUGGGCUCGCGCAGCAUCAAUACGACCUUUUUCAGAGGUGUAUCGCUAUGCUGCAAAGCCUCCAUCAGGAUAUCUAUAGCUUGGUCCAUCCGGGAGUCUCAUUGAAUGAAGCGCUUCGGAAUUGUCCAGAUCCCGACCCAUUGGAAAACAUCAAAUAUUCAUGUGCUUUCUGGGCUGGCCAUAUGCAAGAGGCAUAUGUGCUCUCGCUUCGGGGCGAUGAAGAAAGCAAUAUCCCCGGGGUUGACACUGUUCAUGAUUUCAUUAACAAAAAGUUCUUGUUCUGGUUAGAGGCGCUUGCCUUAUGUCAGAACAUACCAGCAGCACUGAAGACUUUGGUAAUUUUAAGGGACUUACCAGGACAUGGAAGCUACAAGGCCCUGGUCGAGGAUGCCCUCAGAUUCUCACACUAUUUCUGCUCUGUCAUUGAACGUUACCCACUCCAGAUAUACGCCUCUUGUUUACUCUUCAGCCCAAACAACAGCCUUAUUCGCCGUCGAUUUAAACAAUACACCUCGAAAAUCUUCUCCUCAGGUCCAAAUCUCGGCGAUGAGUGGAGCCCAAUUCGUCGCAUUUUUGAAUGCCCCGAUGACGAUCUCGACAUCAAGACAAUGAGCUUCUCGCCUACAAGUCAGACGCUAAUUGUAACCACAAGCUCAACAUUGACCAGAUGGCAUGUCAGCCAAGAGCCUGUGCCCGAUAUCAUAAAAAGAGAGAAUGGCCAUAAUAGAAUUGCGCCGUCGUCAGAUGGGAACUGGCUAGCAGUCAUCGCUUCCACACCGGGUUCAGAGGCAGCACAGUCAUCAGCUCAAUGCGAACUUCAAUUCCACGACUUGGCCUUGAGCAGGAUCGCUUGGCAUCAAAAGCUUGACAGUCAUGAAGUUCUAGGCAUGGCGAUCUCACCCGACACGGUAGAAUACGCCGACGUUUUCCGCUUGAGAAUGCAUUGCCGCGUUUAUUUCAUAAGCCAGAGAAUGAAGAAAUCUACUUCUCCUUCUCAUCAGACUGCUCAUGGGUAGCGCUCUACAUGCACAACCGUACGCAAAUUUGGGUCCUCAAUUUAAGAACAGGCAAGCAGUACAUGAAUGCCAACUGGAAGGAUAUUCUCCCCAUUAAUGACACAGAAUUCAUCCCCGGUACAUACUCACUCAUAUUCUGCAAUGGUUCAGACAUCAUCUAUCUCUGGAAUGUUAUUGAGCAAAAUUAUAAAACCUGGAGUCGUUAUCAGCACUCUUUCUCUCGUUUAGCCAUCUCGCACGCUGAUUCUUGGAUGGUCCUGUGUGGAGACAAUGGACUCCUCAUAUGUGAUCAUGCUUGUCUCAAUGUACGGGGCUUCGUUGGUCUACCGGAUCUACCGGAUCUGCAAGAAAUUGCAAUAUCAUUUGAUGAUCAGAUAAUUGCAUGCGGGACCGCGAGUGGGUUAUGGAUCUUGGAUGCCAACACCGUUUUAGCUUUAGCUGAGGCUACAACACGUUAUGCUGAUAAAAAAGUCCUGGCCUUCAAUAACGGGCGGCUGAUAGCGUACAACGUCGGUCUCAAAAUUGAAGUAUGGGACGCAGCGACAGGCUGCAUGCUAGAUUCAUUAGUCUUAGACGACAUGGUUGAUAUAAGAGCCUGGACCAUCACAUUCUCGCCCAGGGAUUGCUACCUGCUAGUCGGCGGCCCGCAAUCGAUUCUAGGGUGGGAUUUGGCCGAUAAGAGCUUGCAAAGGAUCACGGGCUCUUUUGAUAGCGGACCUAUUGCAGUCUCUGAUAAAAGGCGUAAUGGCGACCGGUGGGCGGCUGUGUGUCGGUCUUUUCGCCAGAUUACUGUAUGGAAUGUGUCGACAGAACAAUGCAUUAGGACUUUCCGACAGCCAGAAAAUCAAGACCUGGAGGCUGCUUCAAUAGGUUUUGCCGGCAGCCAGUUGGGAGUUCUAUGGUGCCCCGGGAAGCUGUCAUGGGGUGAUUCCUUAUUUCUCUUAUACGAUCUUAAGACUGGCGGACACGUCUCUCGGAUCGAAAUUUCGCGCCGGCAGAUGACUCAUGACGGGAGACUUUCUCACUCGUGGAAACCAAGACUCGAGUUGUCUUCGAGCGGAACCUUCGUUAUGAUACAGUACUGUUCACGCUUCUCCUCAUUCCUCUGGAACUUGAGCAAAGAUGGUGAUUGUAUCGAAGUAUGCAAUAAGUUCCAAAACUUCUUUUUUCUAGACGACUUAACGGUGUCUACGAAUCAGGGAAUACUCGAAAUAGGUUCCAUUCAGUCGACUUCCAGUCAACCUUCUAAAAAGGUCACCGAGGCCAGGGUCGGAAUGAACAAAGAGAGCCAAAACCUCCUAUGUCAUAUGCACGUGGCUUUCAGUAAAUAUAGCCAAGGCCUGAACGGCGAAUGGAUAAAUUUUGACAACAAGCCACUGUUAUGGA
Fusarium verticillioides 7600 is the source of this 3737-nucleotide messenger RNA. RefSeq lists its product as hypothetical. Gene Ontology annotation, molecular function: protein binding. Bases 72 to 2351 code for a protein of 759 amino acids. The record is from RefSeq and is a predicted model, not a curated record. Lineage: Eukaryota; Fungi; Ascomycota; Sordariomycetes; Hypocreales; Nectriaceae. The transcript has 2 exons.